Molecule: messenger RNA, 2442 nt
Organism: Oncorhynchus nerka (sockeye salmon)
Lineage: Eukaryota; Metazoa; Chordata; Actinopteri; Salmoniformes; Salmonidae
Product: sperm-associated antigen 16 protein
Exons: 1
Coding region: 262-2160 (632 amino acids)
Biological process (GO): axoneme assembly
Cellular component (GO): axonemal central apparatus
Molecular function (GO): protein binding
Source: RefSeq, a predicted model, not a curated record
CAAUGGCAAUGGCAUUAGAUAUUGUGUGAUAUUGGAUAUCAUUAGAUUUUGUGUGUUGUGUGUUUCUGUCUAUUUUACACACUCCUGCGUAAUUGUUGUAGUUGAGGAAUAAAGGAUUGGGGGAAAAAGGAGAAGUGUUUUUUUAUUUAGAUUGAAAAUCACCCACAUUUCUCUGGCCUGUAGGGUUGAUUGGUUUAUCAAUUUCCAUAGACACUUGGCAAACAGGAUGUUUAAUCUCUCAGCGUUCGAGAAUGUGUGACCAUGGAGACGGGUAAACAAACACAGAAAGCGGUUGUUGGUAGAAUGGCUGCGAAAAAUGAAACAGCGCAAGAAUCUGUCGAUGGGCCAUAUUACCUCGAAAAGGUGUUGAUACCAGAUGACUCAGACGACGAUUAUCAAUAUGAGGAGGUUCUGGCCGAUGAAGAAAGGAGCUUGGCAGAGGGGGAUGAUGAGGAUUUGGAGGCCGCGGUAAGAGCAUUGCGCGAUGCUUCAGAUGGAACGGGGUCAGUGUUACAGAGGCUCAGCUCAGCCAAACAACCCGUCUCACACAUUCCAGAAGUGGUGGACGACUUUCUCCGCAACUUCCUUGUCAAAAUGGGCAUGAGCAGAACGUUGGAUUGUUUCCAAGCAGAAUGGUACGAAAUGGAGCAGAGGGGGUUGUUGAAAACCGAGCUAGUGGAGUUUGUGCCUGACGCGUAUACACACAACCAACUUCUAGACAACGAGCUGAAGAAUGUACAGAGAGAGCGGGACAGCUACAGGCAGGCAGCUUCCAAAGCUAGCGAAACACUGGUCAAACUUCAGAAAGAGAGGGAUUUCCAUCGUCUGCAGCAUAAGCGUGUUGUCCAAGAAAAGAACAGGCUUGUUGAAGACAUCAAACGACUGAAGAAGCACUAUGGGUCAUAUGAGCCUGCACUGAAGCAGUUGAGUGAUAAGUACCAAGUGGCGCUGAAACAGAAGAUGCUCAUCAGUUUAGAGAGGGACAGAGCAUGUGGCCAGGCCAACAGCCUGGAAGCCACCCUGUGUAAUGUACAUUCCUCAUCUACAAUCCGCUCAGCCAACAGAGACACAGGUCUGCCCCCACAACAGGAGAAAUAUCAGAGUAAGUCUGGGAAAGGAAUCCAGCUACAGAAUGAUGGAAUUGCCCUCUAUGACCAAGACAAAGACCCAACCAAAAACACAGCUCAGAAACACCCGAAAGACUCAGAGUUUCCUGUCAGCAGCCGUGUGAACCCCUACUUAGGCCAAAUUAAAGCCCUGGCCUCACACUGCCCCAAAGCAUCUGGAUUCCGCUUCACCAACUCACUGAAGGCCCAUACCCUGCCAAUAAGCUGUCUCGCCCUGCACCCCCGGAAGUUUAUUGUAGCCUCCUCCAGUGACGAUCAGCUCUGGAGGUUGUGGGGUAUGCCCAUGGGGGACAUGAUCAUGACUGGAGAGGGUCAUAGUGAUUGGCUCUCUGGCUGCAGCUUUCACCCAAAUGGUGGUAGCCUGGCCACCACCAGUGGAGACACAACAGUAAGGAUCUGGGAUUUCUCCCAAGGCCGCUGCAUCCUGACUCUGGAUGGCCACACCCAUGCCACUUGGGGCUGCUCCUUCCACUCAUGUGGGGACUUUGUGGCCUCCUGCUCAAUGGACAACACUGCAAAGGUGUGGGACCUGCAGAGCGAGCGCUGUCGUAGCACGCUGCGUGGCCACGUUGACUCGGUCAACAGUGUUACUUUCCUGCCCUUUUCCAACACUCUUCUUACUUGUUCAGCUGAUAAAACCCUGUCUUUGUGGGAUGCCAGGAUUGGCCUGUGUGCACAGACCUUCUAUGGCCACCAGCACUCCUGCAACCAUGCCACCUUUAAUGCACUGGGCAACACUGUUGCCUCCUGUGAUUCAUAUGGAGUGGUCAAACUAUGGGAUGUGAGGAAAGUAGCAGCCUUGAUAACCAUGGACACUGGGCCACAUCCCAGCAAUCAAAUGGCCUUUAGCCCGUCAGGCCGAACACUGGCUAUCGCCAGUAAUGAUGGCUCAGUUAAGCUGGUGGAGCUGGCAUCUAGUCAGGUGUCCAGUUUAUUGGGCCAUGAUGAUGCUGUCCAGAGUGUAGUCUUUGAUCACAAGGGGGAGUACUUAUUAUCAGCUGGGUCAGAUGGUGCCAUUCUCAUCUGGUCAUGAAAUUAAUAAAUGCUUAAAAUGAUUUUUAGCUGAUUAUUAAAUGUCAAAUAGACUUCUAAUUGCUGACGUGUUACAUUGUUUGAUUCUUGCACAUAAUUCUGUUCUCCAAUUAUCUUAUUUUUGAAGAACAUUUACCACUUUUCCAGAAUAAAAUAAGAUAUUUAAAGAUGUUUUAUAAUUUACUAAUUUAUUUCUGAAUUGAAGCAUGAAUAAGGUUUUAAUGACCUUAUUUACAUGAUUCACAUUAGCUAUGCCUAUGAUUAAUACAAAUCACUAAUUUAA